AUGAUAAGGCAUCCGGUCGACACCCCCGUGACGGCGUUGGACGACAGCGACGACGACGUGAUAUUCCGUGAGCGUGAUGAUGACGUCGUCAACGAGCUCGACUACGAGUUUAGCCUGCCCACGUGGCAGGAGCGUCUCCGCCAGUGGUGGAAACCCCGUCCGUCUCCGCCGGCGUACGAGAUGGUGAAUAUGGAUGGUGGCGAUCCGUCACUGCCACCGCCACCAGCACACCCGUUGAAAAAUGCAGUUAACCGUACAUUUAAGGGAACGUUGGCCUUAUUUGGUACCGUGCUUGUUGGGGUGAUCAUCGCGUUUGUGAUUGUUGUACCCCCUGGAGGAGGCUCUACUCCUCAAUUCCGACCGCUAGAGUAUGAAACUGUAUCUAACGGUACCCACAGAUUUAAGCCGACGACGAUAUUGGUCAGUCUCGACGGUUUCCAUCCUCAUUACAUUUCCCAAGAAGAUACCCCUACCCUCAACCAUAUGUUCAUCAACGGCUACCUGAGUCCAUAUAUGACUCCAUCAUUCCCCAGUUCGACGUUUCCAAACCAUUGGACGUUGAUUACUGGUCUUUAUCCCGGUGAUCACGGUAUUGUUGGUAAUACGUUUUGGGACCCUGAAAGAAAGCUUCCUUUCGUCAAUACUAACCCUGAAAAGGGGUCGAUGGACCCCGAUUUCUGGCGAGGAGGCGAACCUAUUUGGAAAACCGCUGAAUUGCAUGGAUUUAAGGCUGCUGUUCAUAUGUGGCCAGGACUGGAAGUUCCCGAAGUGGGUGCUCCACUUCACGAUAAGUUUAACGCUUCUGAAGAACUCGGUAAGAAAAUCGACCGUAUCAUGGGGUGGAUUGAUUUACCUGACGAUGAUCGGCCUCAGCUUCUAUUGGCUUAUGUGCCUACGGUGGACACUUAUGGCCAUAAAUAUGGAAUUGCUGGACCUGAGCUUAAACAGGCGUUGACAGCUACCGAUGGGUUUGUCGGUGAGCUUUUGCACCAGCUUGAACAGCGUCAAUUGCGUGGGUUAGUGAAUGUGGUGGUGACCUCAGACCACGGCAUGGCCCCUACUUCUCUAGAGAGAACGGUGUUCCUUGACGAUUUAGUCAAUCUUGAUGAUAUUGACCACAUUGACGGCUGGCCCAAUUGGGGUUUACGUCCCCGAGAGGGAGUUGAUUUGGAGGCGUUAAAGGCAAACAUUACGCGACGCCUUCAAGAAUUGGAAGCGCAAGAUAACUACGAUGUAUACCAUUUGGAUGAAGUUCCCGAUCAGUUCCACUUUGGUGUUGAUUCAGUAUUUUCCUACCGGAUGGCUCCGCUCUGGAUUUUCCCUCACGUUAGUUACUCAGUGGUCACUCGAGCCAAACUUGAACUGAAUGGUGGUGAGCUCAAACCGAUUGGGGUUCAUGGAUACAACAAUACUGAGUUGUUGAUGAGAGCCAUCUUUUUGGCGGAAGGACCAUAUUUCAGCUCAAACCGGUACCCAUUAAAACUCCAGCCAUUUGAAAACGUUAAUGUGUAUCCGGUAGUGUGUGACUCGUUAGGGAUGAAGCCCGCUGCCAAUAACGGGACCCGAGUCCUCACUAAGUUAGCUCCCGGGUGGAUGGAUCUGGUGGCGGAAUACCCCGGGUUGCCGUUUGAUGUUGACCACUUAGUGGUGAAGAAUAAUACCUACGACUACUUGUACCGCACCCCGCAACGAAAAACGCUUGGUCAGUCAGCUGGAGGGUUGAUUGAUGGUGCUCUUGAUACGUUGACCGGGUGGGGAAACUCGAUUGGUCACUGGUUUAGUGGCGAUAAAGGUCCUGAUAAGGUGUAA
Molecule: messenger RNA, 1809 nt
Organism: Diutina rugosa
Lineage: Eukaryota; Fungi; Ascomycota; Pichiomycetes; Serinales; Debaryomycetaceae
Product: nucleotide diphosphatase/phosphodiesterase
Exons: 1
Coding region: 1-1809 (602 amino acids)
Biological process (GO): nucleoside triphosphate metabolic process
Molecular function (GO): ribonucleoside triphosphate phosphatase activity; nucleoside triphosphate diphosphatase activity
Source: RefSeq, a predicted model, not a curated record